Molecule: messenger RNA, 790 nt
Organism: Aspergillus caelatus
Lineage: Eukaryota; Fungi; Ascomycota; Eurotiomycetes; Eurotiales; Aspergillaceae
Exons: 1
Source: RefSeq, a predicted model, not a curated record
GCAUCACGGGAAGAGAAUUAGACGACUAAUCGCUGCUAGGUACUACUGAGACAAGAUAAUACGCACUGUCUCUUGGUCUCUUCACACUGAAUGAGGGAGUGCAUCGAAGGAGCGGUGCGUAAGAAGCAGGGAAGAGAAUGAAUGGAAAAGAGACUCAAAUACCCGCCAUGUAGGUGAGAGCAAGGGUCGACUUCUUCAGUACAGCCAAUAAAGGUGAUUCCUACAUACUUCUCAGCUAAGCUGUACCUCGCAGUGGAAACUGGUCCUCAGUCACAGCAUGGACCAUUGAUUGCUCUGCAACGCAAGCACCUGGGGAGUUACAAGUGAGCUGCUGGAAAUAUGCGAGACCUGAACUGUAUCACCAGCACACAUCCUCGAGAGUCCUAUGUGUCUCUGAUUUCUUUUUCUUCUCUUUUCUUCUCUCUCUGUCUCUCUCUCUUUCCUUUUUUCUUUUUGUAUUUUCUAUUUUCUAUUUUCUAUUUUCUUUUAUUUAUUUUUUUAUGUUCCAGAAUGCAUUUCCUCUAAAUGCCUCUGUGCCACUGAAGGAAAAGGCUUCACGGAGACUUCCAAAGCUCGACCUAUUCUGCCCUUCUUACCUGUCACUGCGCCUUUUUCUUUUCUUUUCUUUUCUUUUCUUUUCUACUUUUUUCGCCUCUCUCAGUCUUUCCCUUUUUCUAUCUUCUAUUGUCCUAUUCUCAAUGAUGGUCUUUGAUUGUCUGAUUAUCCUUGUCGGUUCCACAAGUUAUUUGGCCUCACCAUCUACAAGCCUCCUUCCUUCCUUCCUUCCUUC